Molecule: messenger RNA, 2349 nt
Organism: Chaetomium strumarium
Lineage: Eukaryota; Fungi; Ascomycota; Sordariomycetes; Sordariales; Chaetomiaceae
Product: heme peroxidase
Exons: 6
Coding region: 1-2349 (782 amino acids)
Biological process (GO): hydrogen peroxide catabolic process; cellular response to hydrogen peroxide
Cellular component (GO): cytosol
Molecular function (GO): heme binding; catalase activity
Source: RefSeq, a predicted model, not a curated record
AUGGCGCCCUCAGUCCGGUCUCUCAUAUUCGGCCUGGUUUUGCCCUUGGUGUCAGCCCAGGGUUGUCCCUUCGCCAAUGCCAACAAAAGAGACUCCUUGGCCCCCAGAGAAGAGGUGGGCUCGUCCCUCGACGUCCUCGUCAGCUCUUUCGGCAAGUGCCCAACACUCAGUGAUGCUGCCGGCGGCGGCACCCGAAGCCAUGACUGGUGGCCAUGUCAGUUGAAGCUGGACGUGCUGCGCCAGUUCUCACCACAGCAGAACCCACUGGGAGCAGACUUUGAUUAUGCUGCCGCUUUUGCCACUCUCGACUGCAAGGCACUCAAGGCAGACCUCAAGGCCUUGAUGACGCAGUCGCAGCCUUGGUGGCCGGCAGACUUCGGGCACUACGGCGGUCUCUUCAUUCGAUCGGCAUGGCAUAGCGCAGGCACCUACCGCGCUAUGGAUGGACGCGGUGGCGGCGGCAUGGGCCAGAUCAGGUUUGCACCGCUCAACAGCUGGCCCGACAACGGCAACCUCGACAAGGCCAGGCGCUUGCUGUGGCCCAUCAAGAUGAAGUACGGCAGGGCCAUCUCCUGGGCAGAUCUUAUCAUCCUGGCCGGCAAUGUAGCGCUCGAGGACAUGGGCUUUCCCGUUCUGGGCUUUGGCGCGGGCCGCCCGGACACGUGGCAGGCCGACGAGAGCAUCUACUGGGGUUCCGAGACCACGUUCGUGCCCGCGGGCAACGAUAUUCGAUACAACGGCAGCACCGACUAUGUCGCACGUGCCGCUGAGCUGGAGAAGCCUCUCGCGUCAGCCCAUAUGGGCCUCAUCUACGUCAAUCCCGCCGGCCCGAACGGUAACGGCGACCCCAAGCAGUCGGCAUUGGAUAUCCGCACGACCUUUGGCCGCAUGGGCAUGAACGACUCUGAGACCGUUGCCCUGAUUGCUGGAGGUCACGCCUUCGGCAAGACCCAUGGCGCGGCUGCCGCUGCCGUCGGCCCUCCGCCGGAAGGUGCAUCGCUUGAGCAGCAAGGUCUCGGCUGGGCGAACCCCUUUGGGAGUGGUAACGCUGGCGAUACGAUCACUAGCGGGCUGGAGGUUAUCUGGUCGAGGACGCCUACAAAGUGGACAAAUGACUUCCUGAAGAGUUUGUUCAAGCACAAUUGGACAGCGGUGAAGAGCCCAGCCGGUGAGGUUCAGUUCGAGGCCCUUGACAGCGCGCUUGAAUACCCCGACCCCUUCAACAAGACCUUCCGCCGGGCGACCAUGCUGGUCAGCGACGUUGCUCUGCGCGAGGAUCCAAUCUACGGCCCGAUCGCCAAGGCCUGGUCGGAGGACUUCCAGGCCCUCACCGAUGCCUUUGCCGCUGCGUGGUUUAAACUCACCCACCGCGACAUGGGGCCCAUCACCCGCUACCUUGGCCCCGAAGUCCCUAAACAGCGCUUCAUCUGGCAGGAUCCUCUGCCCGAGGCGAACUACCCGACCAUCACCGAGGCUGACCAGGCAAAGCUGAAGGAACGUAUCCUUGCCAACAAGGACGUAUCCAUCUCGAGCCUUGUGUCCGUAGCCUGGGGUUCCGCCUCGACCUUCCGAGGUGGCGACAAACGCGGUGGUGCCAACGGUGCCCGCAUCGCUCUGGAGCCCCAGGUCUCGUGGGAAGUGAACAACCCGAAGCAGCUCAAGACCGUUCUGGCCGCUUUGAACAAGGUCAAGAACGACUUCAACAAAUCCCAGAAGGGCGGCAAGCAGGUGUCUCUGGCCGACCUGAUCGUCCUCGGCGGCAACGCAGCCAUCGAGAAGGCGGCGGCAGCGGCGGGCCACAAAAUUGCGGUGCCCUUCACAGCCGGACGCGUGGAUGCGACGCAGGCCGACACGGACGUGGCCAGCUUCGAGCUGCUCAACCCGCAGGCCGACGGCUUCCGCAACUACCGCAACGUGUCGGGAUACGCCCGUGCGCGCACCGAGGCGCUGCUGGUGGACAAGGCGCAGCAGCUGACGCUGACGGCGCCCGAGAUGACGGCGCUCGUCGGCGGCAUGCGCGCCCUCAACUGCAACCACGACGGCUCCGCCCGCGGCAUCCUGACGGCCCGGCCCGGGACCCUCACCAACGACUUCUUCACCAACCUGCUCGACAUCAACACCGUCUGGACGCCCGAGUCAAGUGGCGAGCUGUUCACAGGCAAGGACCGCUCGACGGGGGGGAAGAAGUGGACGGCCACGCGCGCCGAUCUCGUCUUUGGCUCGCAUGCUGAGCUGAGGGCAAUUGCCGAGGCGUAUGCCGAGGCCGGGGGACAGCAGAAGAUGGUGUCCGACUUUGCUGCGGCCUGGGCGAAGGUUAUGGACUUGGAUCGCUUUGAUGUCAAGAAAUAA